Penicillium cinerascens is the source of this 357-nucleotide messenger RNA. Its product is annotated as LysM peptidoglycan-binding domain-containing protein. The record is from RefSeq and is a predicted model, not a curated record. The coding region runs from base 1 to 357 and encodes 118 amino acids. The transcript is spliced from 2 exons. Lineage: Eukaryota; Fungi; Ascomycota; Eurotiomycetes; Eurotiales; Aspergillaceae.
AUGCCUGCCUCAAUUACCCGUACCGUGGCUUUGGCCCUGGGCUUUGCUCUUACCGCAAUGUCGGCUGUCCCAAAUUACCCCUUGAACAGUGACGUUCCAGCCAUGGAUAAAGUGCUCCUGGAUGAAAAUCCGCUGCCAAAUUGCAUGGCUCACUAUACCGUUUCCGAGGCGGAUACCUGCAUGGACAUUGUCAACAUGCACCCAAAUACUUUGAAUCUGAACGAGUUCUACUUGUGGAACCCAAUGGUGAAGCGCGACUGCUCCAAUCUUAUCGUCGGCGAGACUCUUUGUAUCCGCGCUCGUACGCUGAGGGACUGCGGUGCUUGCAGUGCUGCCUGUGCUCCCUGCCACACGUAG